This is a messenger RNA of Adineta ricciae, 1539 nucleotides long. The record is from the annotation of a GenBank genome assembly. Lineage: Eukaryota; Metazoa; Rotifera; Eurotatoria; Adinetida; Adinetidae.
AUGGAGAAGCGUGUUUUAAAGUUUGAGUUUGAUGUCGGAACGUCGAGUCGAUCAGGAACUGGUGGUAAUGAAGGUCUUGGAAAAGUCAUGGAACUUGUUCAACGCGAUCGCGAUCGAGAUGUGAAAGAAAAAGAAGAACUGCGCUAUUUAAACGACCGAUUUUCACACUUUCUCGCCAAUAUCGAGCAAUUGAAACGUAUCAAUGAACAAUUGCAAACACAAUUAAAAGAUGAAUUUGCUAAAUGGGGUAUUUUACCACGUGAUGAAAACGAAUUACAACAACUGAUCCAUCAAAUCAACGAUCGGGCCGUUAAACGUGCGAAUGAUGAAGUACGUUCGCGUGCUGCUGAGCAAGAAUCAGCUAUACUGAAUCGUGCCGCUGCACUCUACGGAAACAUUCAGGAUAUGUACAAACGUAAACAGGAGAACUUGCGCAAUCUGAUCGACAAGUUACAAGAAGAGUUCAAUCGCAUAGCUCAACGUGAACGUGCAAGUAACGACGAAGUGACGACAACACGAGAUGAUUUGUUGAAAGAAUUAAACAAAUUUCGUCAGCGUUUGCAAGAUUGGCUUCAAGUUGUUGUCGAAAAACAAACAUUGUUGGAUGAUAUUCAAUCGUUACGUGAACGUCUUAAUUUGAUUCAUGCGUUGAACGAAGAAGAGAUCAAUGAAUGGAAACGUUUGUUAGAACAAACAAAAGACGAUUCGAUAACUUUCUACAAAGAAGAAUUAACCAAUGCUAUUCGAGAUAUCAAACGAGAUUAUGCUAAACAAGCGAAGAAAUUCCAGGAUGAAUUAGAAUAUCAAAUCGAAGGGCAAUUGCGUAUGGUGGAAAAUCAAUUGAAACAACAAACGCCAGGUUUAAUGGACGGUGCAAUGCAAGAAUCCGAGCGAAAUCGGCUCCAUAUGGAAGAAACAAAAUUACGUACAAGUAUGGAAGAUUACGAUAAAGAACAAUUACGUUUGAAUGAACUCACGAAGAUGCUGUCGGAUAAGCGACGUAUUUUACGUGAUGAAGAAGCUAAAUUGCAUGAAAUCGAACGUAAGAAUCGGGAGAAACAACUGAAUGAGAAGACUAUUGCUGAACGACUCAAAGCUGAAUACGAAGAUCUACGUGCCCGAUUCGAACAGAUGGCGUUCGAAUUGAGAUUUAGCAUCGAGGAUGAAUUGAAGAUCUAUGCACGAUUACUCGAUGAAUUGAUGAAGAAAUCAUCCGCUGCUAUUGCUAGUCAACAGACUGGAUCGACUCAUACAACAACUACAACUGCGUCAAAUCAACAAGGUGGAUCAACUUUUACAACGAUUUCAUCAACAAUUCGAUCGAGCGGUAUUGAAGAUCGUGAUGCACCUUCAAGUUUCCAACAAAUACGUACAACUAGCUCGAAUUCUGCUCCGGGAAAUGCAACUUUUGACUGGAAUUCCGGUCUGUCAUCUCGAUCAGAUAUGGGUACAAAUGCCGGCGGUGGCAAUUUGUUUCGAUCCGAUGAUUACAGUACUAACUCAGAAACUCGCACAUCAUCAUUUACGCGUCUAAACUAA